CAGGCGGAAAGCGCUGACAUCGAACAUUUUCCGGCGAGCUAGAUCUCAAGAGUUUCAGCUUUCAUUUGACCGUUAACACGAUGCGAUGGCAGUUGGUCAUUAUGUGGCUCUUCGUCUCGGCGUUGGCAACACCUGGCAUAAGGUGGCGCCGCCAAAUAGUGACACCGAAACACUUGAUAGCACCACCUUUGUCACCAAUCUCCCAGGACAAAGUGGUGGUCACCCCGCAAAAGCUAAGAGAAGUCGCUGACUUGAAGGCCAUGAUCCAAAAGGCCGUCGAUGAGAACACUUACAUGGUGUCCGCUGCACCAACAAAGGAUUUUCUAGCAACACUGGCUGGAAAUUGGGGGGCACCUUUAUCCUUGCCUCACUCCUGGAUUCCGCCAGCCUUUAAUCUUACCAUAUUUUGGCCUGGAUUCGGCUAACAACAUGCAACAACUUUGAUCACAGUCGUAGCUCAUAGUAUAAGUCAGCAUUAACGAUCGAGGUGCGGAAAUCGCAUAAGCUUCGAACUGCGCCUCUUGAGGAACUGUAAGACAAGAAAUCAGAAAGAAUCCUCUGAUUAUUAAUUAAAAAAAAAGACAAGCAGUAACUUGCAAAUUGUUAAGCUUUUAUUGUUCAUCCAAUCGACAUCAAAUCGGGGAGAAACUACGGAACGGCAUGGUUUAAUGAAUAUCUGAUGUUUUUUGUCUCAUGAAUUGAUUAUGAAUCUUACAAUCCUGUACAAAAUAUCAUCUUAAACCACUACCUAACAAAUAGUUUUAGUUUUAUAUGUAAGGUACCGUGAACAAGAAAAA
Molecule: messenger RNA, 797 nt
Organism: Drosophila erecta
Lineage: Eukaryota; Metazoa; Arthropoda; Insecta; Diptera; Drosophilidae
Exons: 2
Coding region: 81-425 (114 amino acids)
Source: RefSeq, a predicted model, not a curated record